CAACCAGCGCAGCAAAGCUUUCCAGUGUUUACCGGGGAAGAAAAUCCCUGGUCGUUAUUAACUAGAGCAUAGUCACCAGUACUAGUUAUAACUAGCAUUAAGAGAGAUCGUCUGCAAGAUUACUGCCCUGGAUUAACUGGAAUAAGGCCUUUGUUCUCUAGUGCUAACCACCCGAUUUAUGGCUGCUGCUCAGUGAAGCUGGAUAUCCUGUGGCAAGUGACUCAUCUGACACGCCAAAGUCUUUCCACGUCCACAAGUUAAUCAAAAAACAGAUGAAGAGUGGAAGAAAGCAGGGACACUUUGUAAAUACAGCGUUUUGCUUUUGGGUAUCAUAAAAUUUGUGGUAAAUUCCAGCAGUCUUGACCAUGUCGGUGGAUAUGAAUAGCCAGAGCUCUGAUAGUAAUGAUGACUAUAAUGGAGACUCUGAGGAGGAGGAAGAAGAUCAGGGGGACAUGCGUGACUAUUACGAUGGGGUAGCGAGCGAUGUGGAACAGCAGGGUGCGGACGCCUUUGAUCCAGAAGAAUAUCAAUUCACGUGUUUGUCGUACAAGGAGUCAGAGAAUGUACUAAAUGAACAAGUUGACUCAAUGGCAGAUACUCUAAAGGUACAACCAUCUGUAGCCAAGCUUAUUUUAGUUAACUUCCAUUGGAAGACCUCUGAUAUUUCAGAAAGGCAUAAAUCUAACCCGACUCAGCUUCUGGUGGAAGCCAGAGUUCAGCCAAAAACCACAAAAAAUACAUAUAUCCAUUCUUCUCAUCACUGUGGGGUGUGCCUGCAGAAUGUUCGGAAGGAGAACUUGUUGUCCUUGCCCUGCCAUCAUCCGUUCUGCCGCAGUUGCUGGGAACAGCACAGUACAGUGCUGGUGAAAGACGGCAUUGGAGUCGGCAUAUCCUGCAUGGCGCAAGAUUGUUUGCUUCGAACGCCUGAAGACUUUGCUUUUCCCUUAAUCUCUAAUGAAGAACUAAGAGAAAAAUAUAGGCGCUACCUCUUCAGAGAUUAUGUGGAGAGCCAUUACCAGCUGCAGCUUUGUCCUGGUGCUGACUGUCCGAUGGUGAUCCAGGUACAGGAGCCUAAGGCUCGGCGUGUGCAGUGCAGCCGCUGUAAUGAAGUCUUCUGCUUCAAGUGUCGCCAGAUGUACCAUGCUCCCACCGACUGCACCACCAUUAAAAAGUGGCUCACUAAAUGUGCUGAUGACUCGGAAACUGCAAAUUACAUCAGUGCGCAUACAAAAGAUUGUCCUAAGUGCAAUAUUUGCAUUGAGAAAAAUGGAGGGUGCAAUCACAUGCAAUGUUCAAAAUGCAAGCAUGAUUUCUGUUGGAUGUGCCUGGGAGACUGGAAGACCCAUGGCAGCGAGUAUUAUGAAUGCAGUCGGUACAAAGAGAAUCCUGACAUUGUGAAUCAGAGCCAGCAGGCGCAGGCCAGGGAAGCCUUGAAGAAAUACUUGUUCUAUUUUGAAAGGUGGGAAAACCACAAUAAGAGCCUGCAGCUAGAAGCACAGACAUACCAGCGGAUUCAAGAAAAAAUCCAGGAACGUGUUAUGAAUAAUUUGGGAACGUGGAUUGACUGGCAAUAUUUACAGAAUGCUGCCAAGCUGCUUGCCAAGUGUCGGUACACCUUGCAGUAUACGUAUCCAUACGCAUACUAUAUGGAGUCUGGGCCCAGGAAGAAACUGUUUGAAUACCAGCAAGCGCAGCUGGAAGCAGAGAUUGAGAAUCUGUCCUGGAAGGUAGAGCGAGCAGACAGUUAUGACCGAGGGGAUCUAGAGAAUCAAAUGCAUAUAGCAGAACAGAGGCGUAGGACACUGCUUAAAGAUUUUCACGACACAUCAGACUAAAGGAGUCCUUUGGACGUGGUGACACAUUGAAUAAGGCCUUGGCUGGGGAAGAUGAAGAAAUACUGGCUUUAGUUCCUUGUUUCUUUUAUCAUCUGUCAUCCUUUGGUUUUCUUUUGUUUGUCGGAAUAGUCAGCAACACUCAUGGAUGGUUCCAUUCAUGAGCUAUGAUAGUGUUAGACUUUUUUUUUAGAGAGAAAAAAAAGAUGUAUUUCUUUUUUUUAAAAAAAAGAAUGUGUUAACAUUGAAAAAGGAAAUUGUUAAACCUUUUAAGAAGUCUUGGCUUUUACAAACACUUUCACAGAGACUGGAAGAACUGCAGAAGCCUCAACGCCCCACAGACUUUUAAUGUAAGUUUUCACUAGAACAAGAAUAUUUGGGACAUCUGAGGCACAACCUAAUUAUAUCGUGCACACUGGCACCAAGGCACGCUGCUUAAGCGACGGCUGGGAAUUGAAAACUGCUUAAAGAGGAGUCGUUUGGGAAUUAUUUGGUUUUCUGGUAUCUUGCUUUUAACGUUAGUUGCCUGCUUUGGCUGGGAACAAUUUUAUUUCUGUUUGAUUUGAGGGGGAAUGAUGUCAACAUAAAUUUACAUGUAGAUGAAGGAGGUGACCUGUCUUUGUGACAUGUAGUGAACUUCCUAAUACCUUCUGGAGAGCACACAAAAAAAAUCCCCUGCAUUCUCCCCACAGUCAAAAGGGAAAGUGACAAUUACGUAAGUAAGUAUGCUGUUAGUAUCUCUUAUUGUGAGCAGAACAGCUGAUGACUUAUACUGGCAAUGAAAUACCUGACUCACUAAGUAUGCUGUUAGUAUCUCUUAUUGUGAGCAGAACAGCUGAUGACUUAUACUGGCAAUGAAAUUCAUGAAUGUUCAUGAGCUUCAUGAAAUACCUGACUCACUCCCCCCCCCCCCCCCCCCCCGCACUCUACCAUGCAACAGCAGUUUGUUACAACCUUGUUAUCUGAUCAGCAUCAACAAUUUUUAAAAUAGUUUAUACCUUUUUUAAAAAGAAAAAAAAGUUUUGAGCUUUUUCCCCAGACCCACUUCUUGUAACGGUUUAGUGAUGUACUUACUAUUGGUAAAAUGGGGUCCUGGUUGUGUAUGUGGGUUACCAGGAUAUAUAAGUAUGUUUUUAUACAUUUCAUAUUUGUCACACUACCUCGAGUGCAUUCAGCAUUCUGAUCCACAAUGGUAAGAAGAGUGAAAAAUUCAUAUUUGUUUUGCUCGGGGUUGGUGAGUAGGGGAACUAUUUAUGAUGUGAAUCUUUUCUCCUCUCUCCUCUUCCCCCUCCCUCCUCCCCCCACCCCCCCCCCCCCAACGUUGCAGCUGAGAGGUUGUGUAACUGCUGUAAUGUUUUCAACUAAUUGUGCUUUGUGCAGCAAUAGAACCACUGUAUCCUCGUUACUAGUAUAAAAGACUAUUUAAUUCCACUGGCUUGCCAUUGUCUGAAACCUUGCUGACCUUUUUCUACUCAAGUGGCACCUUCCCAAGUGUGAUGCCGUGCUCUGCGUUUGUGCUGAGCGCUGGGUGAAUUUGAUCUUGCCAUUUGUUUCCAUAUUGACUGUUUUGUCUUGAGGCUGACCAGUGAUGAUGCUCUGUGAAGGUAGAUGGCACCUGGCACCAGUGAUGAUCUAGCCACAUGCCUUACUGGCAGGCAUCACCGUAACUGUGGGUCAGCUGAUGCAGGGUGUGGCAGUGAUGUUGACCACUGUUUGAUUUUAAUUUUUCUUCCUCUCAAAGAUAGUUUGGAAGUUUAGCUCCCUUGAGAUCCAAUUUCUGGUUUUCCCCAAUGGCAAGGAACUCUUUGCAAGCAAUAAAAAUGUUUUUUCUAUUCUGCAGCAUAACUAGUUGGAAGAUUUCAACAAGUAAUUUAAUUUUGAGCUUGUUACUAUGCAUGCUCAAGGUUUGCAGUGUUACUGAAACCACUUGAUUGAAUUAUUACCUUGUAGCUGCUGCCCUAUUAUCCCGAAUGUGAGCUGAAUCACAUGGAUAACAUUGAAUAAAUCUCACAGCUAUGUAGAUUAAAUCUUAA
Molecule: messenger RNA, 3865 nt
Organism: Pristis pectinata (smalltooth sawfish)
Lineage: Eukaryota; Metazoa; Chordata; Chondrichthyes; Rhinopristiformes; Pristidae
Gene: arih2
Product: ariadne homolog 2 (Drosophila)
Exons: 16
Coding region: 366-1835 (489 amino acids)
Biological process (GO): ubiquitin-dependent protein catabolic process; protein polyubiquitination; positive regulation of proteasomal ubiquitin-dependent protein catabolic process
Cellular component (GO): ubiquitin ligase complex; cytoplasm
Molecular function (GO): zinc ion binding; ubiquitin protein ligase activity; ubiquitin conjugating enzyme binding
Source: RefSeq, a predicted model, not a curated record